This is a messenger RNA of Marchantia polymorpha subsp. ruderalis, 4616 nucleotides long. The record is from the annotation of a GenBank genome assembly. NCBI's taxonomy places the organism in Eukaryota, Viridiplantae, Streptophyta, Marchantiopsida, Marchantiales, Marchantiaceae.
CCCCCCCUUUCGCCUGCGAGUCCGUGGAGUGAAGGGCCGAGGACGAGCAGCGGGAGUUGCUGGUGCCGAAGCUGGAGCCCCGCAGUGCGCACUUGCGAAUGCCUUCGACGUCGAAUUGCAGUGGGGCUAUGAUGAUGAUGGUGAUGAUGAUGAUGAAGGAGGAGGAGGCAGAGCAGGCAGGGCAGGUGGUCGUGGUGCUUUCCAGGCCCCCGCAGUGAGAGUCCCCCUCCCUCCCCGCACAAGAGCGCGACCAGCCGCAGCAGCGGCUCCCGACCGAAAAGAGGGCAGUCGCAGCCACUCCGCUUACGAAAGCAAUUCGGAAAGCGAGUAUCAGAGCUCCUUGUUGUGUAUGCAUUGCUAGUCGAUUCCGGAGUAGAGUGGCAGUUGAGUUGCACCGAACCGGGGAACUGACGAAGGAAGUUCUGAAGGAGGGAGCGGAGCUGCGCCCGAGCUGAGCUGAGCUGAACUGAACUGAGAGGAGGAGGCGGGCGAAACGUGGAGGGACGACUGUAUUUCUUUUGUUUUUCUCCAGAGUCGAUUGUCGUGCCUGGCGAGCAGGGCGCACCGGAGUCGUCUGAGUGUGCUGGCUGACUUUGCAGGUGAGCUGAGAAGAAGAAAGGAUUUGGUUUUGCAGAGCUUUGCGGUUCAGGAAGUGCCUGACGAGCAGCGGUGUUAGGAUUUUGAGCUGGACAGACUGGGCGAGGAACUGGAACCGGAGUAGAAGCCAGCAGUGUUUCACUCGUAUUGGUAUAUCGCUCCUGUGUUUUGUGAGGAUCUUCAUGAGCCUCUACAUUGAGCUCGAACUAUAUGGACUCGUUCGAGUUACGGAAGCUGCUCGAAGGUGACGAGCGGGCCCGGCUUCAUACAAUGCCAGAGUAUAUAUCAGUGGAACGCCUGUCGGGACCGAGGGCGACAACCGAAGGGCGUAUAUUUUGCACGAAGUCCGACAAUGGAUACAAAUCUGCAACAAGUCGAAGUGUACUCCCUUUGAAGUUUUAGCGGUAUCGCGAAGGAGUCUGCUGAGCGUCGAACUUGUGCACUAGCUUGGAGUCCAGAGGAUCGUGACCUGCCGGCGUACUACAGGCACUACAAUCCUCAGAUGAUUCCGGAGCUGCUUCGUGGUACCCGUUCGAAGUCCUUUUGAGGUUACACAAAGUCGUUCUCCGGGGAAUGUUGAGUUUGAGAACGAGUAAUGUUUUCCUUGUGGUAAGGAGAUAAGAUACCACGGCUUCGUCGAAUAAAACCUGAGUACAAUGCGACACCAUGGUUGGCAGCUUCCGUAUCAUCCGCUCCAGAUUGUGGCUGUUGCCGUCUUCAGUGCGUUGGCGUUCUCUUUUUAUGUCUUUUUCGUUCCGUUUCUCGGAAGCAAUGUUCUCAAGUUCCAUGUUGUGGCAGGAUUCUCCCCGCUGGUGUUGGCGGUUGUUACCUUGUACAUCCGAUGCGCAGCUAUUGAUCCCGCAGAUUCCGGUAUUAGGAGAGCCAGACUGAGGGCAGCGGCAGCAAGGAAAUCAGAGUCAUCAGCUGAAAUUCUCUUGAGAGAUAGGCAAGGUACUAGCUUAGAGGAAGAUGUCAGCAGGAGCCUGCAGAUUUUUCAGACACCAGGAAUGAGCAGAUGGGAAGUAGCGGCUAAAAAACUUGGCAGAUAUGCAUGUGUCCCUGCUGUUGUGUUGUGGAGGUGCACUCCAGGUACUGGACUUUUGAGGAGUCUCUUCUUAGGAAACCAGUCGGAGCCAGAGAAGUAUAUUGCUGAGGAGGAGCUGCUCUUCUGUAGCUUGUGCGAAGCAGAGAUAUUCAAACACAGCAAGCAUUGCCGAGCGUGUGAUAAGUGCGUCGACGGCUUUGAUCACCACUGUCGGUGGCUCAAUAAUUGCAUUGGGAAAAAGAACUACAAAACUUUUGUGGCGGUCAUGGUUGCAAGUCUACUGAUGCUUAUUACUCAGUGGUCGAUCGGAAUCUUCGUGCUGGUACGGUGCUUCCGGGACAAGCACAAGUUCGACGAGGAAAUAGUGGAGAAAUUGGGAAGCAGCUUUUCAAGAGUUCCUUUUGUGGUCGUUGUGACUCUUUGUACGUUCCUGGCCAUGCUAGCCACACUUCCUCUCACCCAGCUCCUCUUCUUCCAUCUAAUUCUUAUAAAAAAGGGAAUCACGACCUACGACUACAUCGUCGCCAUACGGGAGCAGGACACUCAGGAAGCUCCCGGUGAAACUCAUCUAGCCCGAAGUCUCUCAUCUUCACCCGCUAGCUCCACAGCUACAGCAGUCAGUAAUGCCAGCUCAAUUGGAGCUUUGCAAAGGGCCGUCUGGUGUACUCCGCCACGAAUGUUCGUAGAAAAUCAGUCGCACAUGAAAUCUGAAGUCGUCGUGCAGUAUGCAACUAGUCUUCGGGGUGCUUCAUUGAGAGUUCCCUCCCUGGUAGAACUUGAAAGUGGUAGCAUCUCCUCCAAGCCUGUGAAAGACUCUGCGGCUGGGCAACAGAGACGUCCCGUUGGGCUCAGUCCGUGGAAGUUGGCUAGGCUAAGCACGAAAGAUGCAUCAAAAGCUGCAGUUCGAGCUAGAGAAAAGUCUUCUAUAUUGCGGCCCGUGAAAUAUAUUGAGGGUUCAACUAUCACUGAAACUGAAGACAGCAGCUUUGAACAUAGCGCCGAAAUAGCUACUACUUCAAGCGGUCAUAAAGUUGGAUGGAGAAUGGAAAAUCCUCUUGCCGUAUCCAGGGAGCGACCAGGACUUGGGCAUGAUAGAGAUAGGCCCACUUCAUUUGGCACAGAUUACAGCAGUGGAAGGCCUGGUGAUUCAUCUGAGGAGAAAACCAAUCAGGCUAUAAUCCCUCUACAUUCGGAAAGCAGGAGUCCAUUCCGGUCAAGGUCUUGCAACAACAUUACGUCCUUCGCCGGACCUGCGAGUGCAGCCGAGUCCCCAGACAUCCUUGGAUCUCCAGAUUUGGGGUCUGUAGACACUCAGUUUUACCACAAUGCCAACCAGGAGAGGUCAUGGCUUUACCGAGCCACAAGUGAUGGGUACGAGGCAUCUGGCGGAGAAAGUGCUGAUGAUACAAGUGAUCAAGGACGACGACUUUCGCAAGCUUGGAGCAAGCUGAAGCUGAACCCGUCCUUCAUUAGUAGAGGUGAUAUCCAAAGUGCAUCAAUUAAGUGGCGUAGUGGCCUUGAAGAUAUAGCUGCAUCAUGGUCCAAUGCAUCUCAACCAGACAGCAGAGCUAGCAGUGGGACUAGAUCCAAUGGAUCAAGAGUCGAAGCCAAUAUCUUGAAGCAUGUGAAUCUUGACUGGCCUGGCGUCCGGGAAAAAGUUUCCACUUCGACCGAGGGAAGUAACAACUCAUCCCCUUCUCACUAUGAGUCUCCACAACGCACGUCCCCGGACAUUCAGUGCGCCGUUGAUGCUAAAUAUAUCAAUCAUCUAGAAAAACCAAAUCUGAAAGAAUCAGGUUCUGUUUUCCAUGAUGCCCCAUACUCUGGGUCGUCCCCCAAGCUAAACACGGGGAAGAGAGGCUUAUCUUCGGCAAAGAGACUGAAAGAGUCUAUACUAGCAUACAAAAGGGGCCUAUCCGCCUCGUCUUCAAGCACUGGACCUGCCUUGCUUUCAACUAGUCCCUGACUCCACUUCUUCGAGACAUUUUCUUCAUGGCUGAGAUUCAGUCGUAUGUCGUCAUCGAAGCCCCUUGAAGCUAUCCUCCGCAACCUGUUUUUUACCAGGUUUUCUGAGAUACACGAUAGCAAUGCUCAGAAACACUCCCAUGAAGACCAUUAAUUGGUAGCUAUCUUCUUUGCAUGCCUUGACACGACUAUCUUGAAUGCAAGCAUAUCAGAGAAUGUAGGCUUAAGAGAGGCAGAGGCAUGCAGAGUUCGUAUGAGUCACGUUGAAGAUAGAAACCAAUGCUCAACAGCAAAUGCGAGAGAUACCAUGUCGAAGGUGCUACACGGUGAUUUUGUAGUCCAAGUUUACCUGUGGCUAAGCAGUUUUGCUUGUCCUCGAGAACUCUACGACAUGGUUGGAAACCGUGAGAUAGUCAAAGGUUUGUUUCAGAAGGCUGCGGUGUCAACAUGUUCGGUGGUACGGGAAGGGAACAGAGGUAAAUUUGUACAUUAGUUAGCCUAGUUUGGAAAGUUUCUCUCUUGUAGCACGGAGUGUGGCAAGGAAGAAUUUUUUUUUUCCGUUUUUUUUUGGGAAUGCUGGCUGUGCCUACUUUUGUGAGCGGUCAGCCUGAUUUAGACACGAAACUUUCAAUAGUCGAGUUUAGAAGACGAUGCCUGCGGAGGGCAGAUGUACCUCAACAAAUUGACAGCCCGUCGUGGGAGGUGGACGCGACCAUUUGGAUAUUCUUUCUGUUUCAGCAGCGAGCAGUCUAACUCUGCCAUUUACCGUUCCAAGGACUGCAAGUCAUUGUAUUCGCGAGUCAUUGAAUGUAAGUGGCAGGUUAGACUUCUCGAACGUCUUGCCAAGAGCGAGGAUUGAAGAUGGGGUUUUUUAGAGUAGUUUCAGAAAGUAAUCACAUUUUCUGCCAUGUCUAGAUUUGUCACCAUGUGUGACAAAUCGCAGACUUCAUUCAUACCCACCAUUUGUAAAGAGGUCUCUCGAUUUUAUCCUGUGUUCUCGCAGAUUUUA